This is a messenger RNA of Mastomys coucha (southern multimammate mouse), 1968 nucleotides long. It is a transcript of the gene Laptm4b, whose product is annotated as lysosomal protein transmembrane 4 beta. The record is from RefSeq and is a predicted model, not a curated record. Lineage: Eukaryota; Metazoa; Chordata; Mammalia; Rodentia; Muridae. The transcript is spliced from 7 exons. The coding region runs from base 308 to 991 and encodes 227 amino acids. Gene Ontology annotation, cellular component: lysosomal membrane.
AUUUAUUUGGCGCAGCGCUCCCAGCGCCCGCAGCUGGCUGGGGCCGCCGGUGACAUCACGAGCCCGGGCAGGCCACGUGACCCACGGCCUCUCCUCCCCCGCCUCCUCGCGUCAGCGCGGUCUUCGAGCCCAGUGUCCCGCCGCAGCGGCCACUCGGAGCUCUCGGUGCAGUGCGGAGCCAAGGGACCGGCGAGCGGUCGGAGCGUCGGGGCGGCCUAGGAGAGGGGCGGGAGCAGCGGGCUGUGCGAGCGGAGAGCCCCGGACGAAGCGAGCGACGUUCCCACAAACUUGUACGAGCGCCGGAGCUAUGAAGAUGGUCGCGCCCUGGACUCGGUUUUACUCCCACAGCUGCUGCCUGUGCUGCCAUGUCCGCACCGGCACCAUCCUGCUGGGCGUCUGGUACCUGAUCAUCAAUGCUGUGGUCCUACUGAUCCUGCUGAGCGCGCUGGCAGAUCCCGAUCAGUAUCAUUUUUCAGGCUCUGAACUGGGAGGGGAAUUUGAGUUCAUGGAUGAUGCCAACAUGUGCAUUGCUAUCGCAAUCUCUCUCCUCAUGAUCCUGAUAUGUGCCAUGGCUACUUACGGUGCAUACAAGCAACACGCUGCCUGGAUCAUCCCGUUCUUCUGUUACCAGAUCUUUGAUUUUGCCCUGAAUACUUUGGUUGCAAUCACUGUACUUGUCUAUCCAAAUUCCAUUCAGGAAUACAUACGACAGCUGCCUCCCAGCUUUCCCUACAGAGAUGAUAUAAUGUCCGUGAAUCCUACCUGUUUGGUCCUUAUUAUUCUUCUCUUUAUCGGCAUUAUUUUGACAUUUAAGGGCUACUUGAUCAGCUGUGUUUGGAGCUGCUACAGGUACAUCAAUGGCAGGAACUCCUCUGAUGUCCUGGUUUAUGUUACCAGCAAUGAUACCACGGUGCUGCUGCCUCCGUACGACGAUGCCACUGCUGUGACUGGCACCACCAAGGAGCCACCGCCACCUUACGUGUCUGCCUGAACGUGGUGGUGCGGAGGAGCUGAGAGCAGCAGCUUGAGCCUGUAGCUGCAUGAAUGAUCCUGUGGUUUCACUUCCAUGAUGUGCUCUUUGAGCCUGUUUGUUGUUAAAAUACCACAUUUUCCAAUUUAGAUGUUAAGUUGAAGCCCCUGUUGACACAUCCCCUGUAGCUAAAGCCAGUAGCGAGGCUGUAGGAUUAUCUUGGUAGGAGUGGGGUGGGAUGAGUUCCCAGAGUCUUUCUCAAAACUGUAGAUGUUGUUCCCCAGUCUGGUUUAUACCUGCCUGGCCCCAAAACUGCAUGGAGAGUUAUCCUUUUCCUCUCCAUUACCUCUGACUGUUUUAAAAGUACAAAAUCAAAAUUAGAUAAUACUUACAUCAUUCCAGUAUCCAUAAUACAAAUAACAUGAAUUGCUCUAAUUAGGUCGUUAGGAGCCCUUACAUAUGUGAUAAAAGAAUUUUCCUACUAUCCCCAAAUUCAAUGAUACUCUGAAUUUGCUGGUCAAGGUUUUUCUUUGGGCUAAAUAGAGACCCUGAGGUAAUAGGGAACAAUGAGGCAAGAGCUGCCCAGGCUGCCUGUUGUUUUGGGUAUGGCUGAUGUGUCUCUUCCUGUGUGAAAAGGGGAUCAGCUUGCUCGGCCCUGAGAGACUCACAUUUACUUUUCCUUGGUGUCCUGCCCCAGCAAAUCUCUUGCUUUAUUGAGCAGAACCACCCAUGUAUGUCUGGGAAAAGGUGUCCACACUCUCUUCUUGCAAGGUACAACCUAUUAUGAAUUUCUAAGUAUGCCUAAUCAUUUAUGAAAAUGUCAAGCAGUCUUCAGAAAGAUAAGAAGGUCUGUUGCCAUGUGGAAUGCUCUAGACUGUCUGGAUUUUGAAAGGCGUUUCUGUUCAUGUCUCUGAAUGUGAGCAGGUCUCCUGCUUGGUCAUUGCUCAAUGUGCUGUACACGAUGGCUUUGCAAUUAAAGUUUGUCUGCAUCCAAGAAA